AUGGGUAAUGCAGGUAGUGAAGUCGCAUCAGGUGUAAAAGCACAAAUACAAAGUGGCGGUCAAGCACCUGAACUUUAUCGAUUAGUUGAUUUAAAGGGUGGUGGUGAGUUAGUUGAUGUUAUGCGUAUUGCAAAUCGAACAAAAGACUAUACACAAAUUGAUACGAUAAUUCGAGAAGACGUAUCAAAAUUUCUUUACAAUGAUGGAAAAGGAAAACGUGUACCGUUAAGUGAACUAAUCAGAAGAAGAAAUCGUACAUAUAACAAGUUGAAAUCGAUCGUAACAGCGAAGCCGCUGGAUGAGGAACAAAUGAAUGGUGAAUUAACAAAACGUGCUUGCUGGGACUUAGAUAAACGUGGUGGUGUGGGCGAGACCAUUCUUCAUGUAUGUUUUUUGAAUUCAACAACUGUUCACUCAGCAUUAGCGAAAAGAUUGAUUCGUCAUUUUCCUAAUCUUAUAAAUGAUAUCUAUGUUGAUGAUGAGUACUACGGCGAAAACGUUCUUCAUAUAGCUAUUGUCAAUGAAGAACCGGCGACUGUCAAAUUUUUACUCGACAAUGGCGUUGAUUUUACUCAACGAUGUUGUGGUGUAUUUUUUUGUCCUGAAGAUCAAUUGAAUAGUCGGGUAGAUAAUUUUACUAAAGAAUGUCCAGAUGUUAGUAUAGCGACAAAUUAUCAAGGAUACUGUUAUUUUGGUGAAUAUCCAUUAUCAUUUGCAGCCGUUUUACAACAAGAAGAAUCUGUCCGUUUAUUAGUGGCAAAAGGUGCUGAUCCCAAUUGUCAAGAUUCAAAUGGAAACACAGCAUUACACAUGUGUGUUAUUCACAAUAAACUGGCCAUGUUUGAUUUACUUUUUGAACUUGGUGCAUCAUUUGGUAUAAAAAAUCGUCAGGGUUUAACACCUCUAACCUUAGCAGCUGUUUUAGCACGUAAAGAUCUAUUUGAUCAUAUUUUACAGACGACACGUGAUAUUUACUGGCAGUAUGGCAAUAUCACUUGUGCCGGUUACCCAUUAGAAGAUAUUGAUACAAUUGGAAAAGACGGAUCAAUGAACGAUACGAGUGCACUAAAUAUUAUCGUCAGAGGAGAAACAGCUGGUCAUCUCGAUAUGAUGGAUGGUCUCAUUGUUCAACUGCUUGUGGAAAAAUGGAUGACAUUCAUUAAAUUCAAAUUUUUUCAACGUAUGGCUAUAUUUUCAUUAUAUUUUGCCAUUUGUGCAAUUGCAAUGCUUAUUCGUGGUAUUUAUCAAGUUCCAUCUAAUUGUAUCAAGCAUGAAUUAAUUGAUAAGCAAGACACUGAUGUUAAAGCACUAAUAAUACAAAAUCUAUCAUGUCGAUGCCAUUAUGUCAGUUUUCUAUUUAAAGAAAAAAGCAGUUCGAGGAUUAGCAUUGAAACUAUGAACUCUAAUACUAGACUGGAUGUCGAACAGAUAAGCGUCUUCAACAAUUCUACCGAUCCUGAUGAUAAUAAUAUUGAUGAAAAUAAAAAUAAUCCACUGGUUUACGCGCUAACAUUAUUUGAUUCAUUAUCGAUUGCUGGUGCAGUUGCUUAUAUUCUAUUUACUGUUCGUGAACUGAGUUAUCAAUAUUUUAAGUUAGCUUCAUUUGUUUACGUGAACGAUCCCACUCGUGUUCUAUUUUUAUUUUCAUGUUUAUUAACUAUCGCCCUUAUUCCAGCAAGAUUAACAUGUUCAUAUGAUGUCGAUGAUAUUCUAUGUGUGUUUGCUAUGUUAGCACGAGCUCCAUACUUUUUCUUCUUUUGCAGAGGAUUUCGAUCCACUGGUCCAUUUGUGGUGAUGAUCUAUACCAUGAUUCGUGGUGAUUUAUUACGUUUUUUUCUUAUAUUUGUGGUUUUUAUGACUGGUUUUUCUCAAGCUCUACAUAUCUUAUUUGUUCGUAUCGAAUGUGAUAAUGAUUUUGAAACAAAUAUUGGAACUUUUUUUCGAAUGUUUUGUGUUACAUUACAACAAGUAUCGGAUGCUUAUAAAAAUUUUGCCAAACAUCCGAAUGUAGGAAUUCAAGUGAUUGCAAAAAUCAUAUUUGUUACCUAUAUCAUAACAGCAGCUGUUUUACUCGUGAACAUGUUGAUUGCCAUGAUGGGUAACACAUAUGCCAUGGUUAACGAAAGAAAGAAAGAAUGGCUCAGACAAUGGGCCAAAAUAAUGCUUAUUGUUGAGCAAGGUGUAUCACGCGAAGAGCGCCUUUUACAACAAUCAAAGUAUGCGAAGAAAAUGGCUAAUGGUGGAAAUGUGCUCGUGAUACGCUUGGAACAAACACCUGACGAGCGUGAAUCAGUCAAAAGUAUGCAUACAGCCUAUUUUGAUCAAAUUAAAAAACAAUUGGAACCAGAAAAGAUCAACACAAUGUCAUCUAUCUCAACCGAGCUUCCAUUGAAUGGUACAAGCCUAGAAAUAUUAAAUUAUUACUAUGAUACUGUUGUAUCAGAUUUAAUGUCCAUCUAUGGUCCUGAAUCCAGUUUAAAUCCAUAUGUACAAAUGACUUUAUCUCGUUUUAAAACUGUUAUUAAUUACAAUGUACCUGAUGGAAAAAAAAUACGUGGUACACUUGUUAUUGAUACUGUUCGAGUAUUAUCGUCAUCUUUGAAUGAAGAUUUAUAUAAAAAAGCAUCAAUAGUAGCCUGGUGUAUUGAAUUGAUGCAAAGUGCAUUCUUAGUUACUGAUGAUUUCAUGGAUCAUUCGUUAACACGUCGUGGUAAACAAUGUUGGUAUCUUAAAACGAGAGAAAAAGAGCAUUCAAUCAAUGAUUCAUUCUAUUUAUAUUCAUGUACAUUUAUAUUGUUACUCAAAUAUUGUCCCGAAUCAUUACAGAUUUAUAAAUUAUUCAAUGAGACUUUUCAGCGAACAGUCAUUGGUCAAAGUUUAGAUGUUGAAAGUGAAAGUUAUUUUCCUACAAUCGAUCUUUAUACUGAAGAUUAUUAUUUUACUGUUAUACAAUGGAAAACGGCUUAUUAUACAAUCUAUUUGCCUGUUCUAUGUGGAAUAUUAUUAACUCCAGCCGAGCAUCAUAUAUCAACGAAUGUGGAAUUAGAAAAAGUUUUAUUGGACAUUGGCUGUUAUUUUCAAGUACAAGAUGAUUUUCUCGAUUGUUAUGGUGAUAUUAACAUAACAGGAAAAAUUGGUACGGAUAUUCAAGAGAAAAAGUGUUCAUGGUUAAUUGUACAAGCAAUGAAAAAAUGUAACAAUAAUGAUAGACAAGUAUUAAUAGACAACUAUGGACAAGAUAAUUUGGAUAACGUGAAUAAAGUCAAAGAUAUUUAUAAAAAAUUAGAUUUAUCAAAUGAAUAUAAACAGUAUGCACAAAAAACAUAUGCGGAUAUUAUGGAACGAAUUGAUAAAAAUUUUCAACAAAGUAAAAUUUUAAUUGUUUUAAAAAAGAUCCUUAACUCAAUUCAUGAACGAUCAAAGUAA
Molecule: messenger RNA, 3426 nt
Organism: Didymodactylos carnosus
Lineage: Eukaryota; Metazoa; Rotifera; Eurotatoria; Philodinida; Philodinidae
Source: the annotation of a GenBank genome assembly